Molecule: messenger RNA, 1810 nt
Organism: Carica papaya (papaya)
Lineage: Eukaryota; Viridiplantae; Streptophyta; Magnoliopsida; Brassicales; Caricaceae
Product: protein IQ-DOMAIN 17-like
Molecular function (GO): protein binding
Source: RefSeq, a predicted model, not a curated record
AGCAGUUGCAGGUUUUGCAUAAUUUGUUUGCUUUCACCUUUCAUUUAUAUCUCCGUCCCUUUUGCAUUUAAAGAUGCCAACUACUCUUUUCAAACAGAAUAUGCUAUCAGCUACGAAAACCCAUUAUAUAUAUCCACGUUCUUUUCACUAAAAAGAGAUUUGUAACAUAUAUGCAAGCAAAGAAUUUUCAUGGGGAAGAUGGGAGGAACCUCUUGGCUGACGGCGGUGAAGAAAGUCUUCCGAUCUCCUACCAAGCAAAUCAAUGACAAGAAAAGCGGCCGACGAACCGUAGACCAUGAACAAGAGGAAGAAGAAAAGAAAAGAGGAAAACGACGAUGGAUUUUUAAGAAGCCGACGUAUCAAGAAACAAUCAUACAACACUAUGAAGCCAGGGAAGCUUCAAAUGGUAUCUCAGAAGCAGCAGAUGCGGAGCAGAGACAUGCAAUUGCGGUGGCAAUGGCGAAGACAGCAGCUGCUCAAGCUGCUAUAGCUACAGCACAGGCUGCUGCCGAGGUUGUUCGACUCACCCGACCCACCCGACCCACUUCCGUUUCCGUUGGACAGCACAUGGCCGCCAUUGUUAUACAGACAGCUUUCAGAGGAUAUCUGGCAAGGAGAGCUCUUCGGGCGCUUAAGGGGCUGGUUAAGCUGCAAGCAUUGGUGAGAGGCCACAAUGUGCGGAGGCGAGCAAACAAGACUCUUCGCUGCAUGCAGGCUCUGGUUCGUGUUCAAGCUCGAGUUCGUGACCAUCGAAAGAGGCUUUCUUCUCGAGAAAGCAGCCUAGGGUCCAUGUUAAGUGACCCCAACAGCUUAUGGGGUUCACAUUUUGCCGACAGGAAAUCCAUUAACUCAGGAGACGAGAGCAGUUGGGCGGAUGAGCGGAUCCGUUGGGACGAACAGCCACAGACACUCGAAGAGAUUAAGAACAUGUUGCAGAACAACACCAAGGAGAGAGCUUUAAGACGUGAAGAAGAUCUUGCUCAUGUUUUCUCGAAACAGAUGUGGAAACCCAGAGAUGGUCAUGAAAGUGAAGGAGACAUAAUUGAUGAGAGCAUAAGUAGACGAAGACGACCCAGAUGGGAAAUUACGAGAUGCAGUAAUGGAAGAAUGUCCUGUGAUCAAAUCCUCAGAGAACCAAUUAAAACAGUUGAAAUUGACACUUACACUAAAUCAAAUCAUCACCACCAUCAUCAACAGCAACAACACAGGUCUGUUGUGUAUUCUGCAGCCUCUCCUCUACACGGAGCCCACCGCGGCAGCUCGGUCAUGAUCACACCAUCACCAUACAAGACAAGGUCUCUGCAAGUUCAUUCAGCCAGCCCUCGUUGCCAGAGAGAAGAGAAAGUUCAUACUCCUACACAACACAGUCAUAGACCAAUUGGUGUAAGUUCUAGUAAUGUUGCAGGUCCAAUCCCAAACUACAUGGCUGCCACCGAGUCUACCAAAGCUCGGUUUCGGUCACAGAGUGCGCCGAGACAGAGACCUUCAACCCCGGAGAGAGAUAAACCCUGUUCUGCAGCGAGAAAACGCUUGUCAUUUCCAGUUCCCAAGCCAGGAGGGGUUAAUGAUGAUGGGGAUGUUGAUUAUGAGUACGAGUCGAAGAGUCCGAGCUUCAAAGACGUCCAUGGCUGCUGUAAUAGUAAUAGUAAUAAUGUUGUUGGUAUUGAACAGAGGUGGAAUAUGUGUUCUUAUCCUGUUGAGAGUGUUGGUGACGAAAUUACCUUUCCACCUCUCAACAGUGAUCUGAGAAAAUGGUUGAGGUAAGCCAACGAAAGAGGAAAGCUGAUAAGAGCAAGUGUUAAUUAAUCAA